Anoplophora glabripennis (Asian longhorned beetle) is the source of this 742-nucleotide messenger RNA. Its product is annotated as putative fatty acyl-CoA reductase CG5065. The transcript is spliced from 3 exons. The coding region runs from base 16 to 633 and encodes 205 amino acids. NCBI's taxonomy places the organism in Eukaryota, Metazoa, Arthropoda, Insecta, Coleoptera, Cerambycidae. The record is from RefSeq and is a predicted model, not a curated record.
UCUUAACACAUUUUUAUGUUCUAUCGCCAUUUUUCCAGAGUGAGGAGGAUCUACAACCUGACCAGCUCGUCGCAGUACAAACUGUCUUGGUCGGAGAUCAUCGAAAUAGGCAGGGAGGUCAUCAACACCAAGAUGCCCCUCAACGGGGUGGCCUGGUACCCGGGGGGCUCCAUGAAGAAGUCCCGGUUGGUCCACAACGUCUGCUUCUACCUCUUCCACAUAGUCCCGGCUAUAAUAGUCGACGCCUUGCUGCUUGUACUGGGAUAUAAGCCAGUGUUGCUCCGGGUUCAGAAGAGGAUAUCCAAGGGGUUCGAGGUGUUCGAGUACUACGCGAACAACCAAUGGGACUUCGUCAACGACGAUUCUCUGGACGCGAGGGAGCUUUUGAAUCCCAGAGAGAGGGCUGUGUACAAGGUGGAUGGGGACGGAAUGGACUACUUCGAGUAUUUCACGAAUUGCGUACACUGCACCAGGCUGUACAUCCUCAAGGAACCGGACGAGACCAUACCAGCUGCCAGGAGGCAUAUGACAGUGAUGUGGCUGGUGGACUUGGUCACGAAACUUCUCUUUACCCUAGGAUUCCUUUAUUUGUUGUGGGCCAAACUCUUCAAACCCCUGUUGAGUCUUAUAUAGCAUUUUUAGUCCUAUUUUAGUCAUUUUUUUAUCUUUCUAGUUGUAGUUGAGUGGUUUGUGCAAUGAGAUAAUCGAAAUUUGUUAUAAAAUAAAAUAUAUCUUUACCAAA